UCUUCCAGCUUCACCAGCCUUCUCCAUAUUUUGAUCUGGGAGAUCCUUACUGUCGCCAUCUGCGCACAGAAUACAACAUCUUGCAUGACCCAUAUCUGCAGGAGUACCACAACCGCAAAGACAACCUGCAGAACCUGAAGAAGAGGGGCCUCAUCACCAAGGAUGGCAAAGUUGUGUGCACUCUGAAAGAGUUCAACGAGUACAGGCAGUACCUGACCAGGCUGAAGCUGGAGCAGGAGAAAAUCAAGAGGCAAAAAGAGGAAAACCUUGGUCAGGAGAUGUCCGGUUCGAAGAAAUCUGCCUACAGACUAAGAAUGGAAGUGGAGAAAUCUUGUCUGCAGUCAGCCACUUCUGUGGACAUGGUUGUGGAGGAGAAAGCCAGUCCACUGCAGCCUCGCAAACCAGCUGGCCCUCCUCCAAGCAGUACUCGUCAGUCUGGUCAAAAUAGAAGGCUGAAAGUGGCUGUGGUUCAGGGAGACCUUCGGGGAGAUUCAAAGAGCACAGGGCGUGCUAUGAAGUUGCCUGCCAAGUUGCCUAAACUUGAGACAAGCAGCAAAGGUGCCAAGCUCCCUGCAAAUAUCCAGGCCGAAACUGCCUCAAGAAGGAAGCCACAGUUCCACAGAGAUCGUGACUUCAGAGCUGUGUCUGAACAGCACAGGGAAGACCAGAGUCUUCAAGAGGCAGUUAAGACAGAAGCGUUGGAGGGGGUGAAGGCGCUGGAUCCAUCUGCCAGUGCCUUAAGGAGGCCCUCCCUCAGCAUCAAACAAGGAUUGUUAGGAAGUGGGAAACCCUUCCCCGGAAUGGAAGCCUCUGACAAAGUGUCUUCGCAGGCUUCCCUUGACAGAGCCACUCGAGAAGCUGCUGGAAGCGUCUGCAACACAUUGCAGUCCUUUGUAGCUUCUCACUCCGAGAGGGAGUUUGAUGCUGAGUAUUCUGAAAUCAUCGAGCUUCCCAACAAGCGCCUCUCACAGAGGCAGCCGCAGCCGGACGGCAGGACGGCAGGACGAGGCUCACCAGAAGAGCAGAGCCUGGCAACAAGCCGGAGAGAAAAGCUGCCCGUGAUCCAACCAAUGCGAAGCACUGUUGACAUCUCUCAUCUGAGUCGCCGCAUUGUAAAGGAGAGCAUUGAAAACGCUGCCUCCAAAGUGAAGGAGGAGGAAGAAUGGCUUCUUAGGCGUGCCAAAAUUCUUGUCACCAAUGCAGUUUUAAGAGCAAAGAAACGUUUAGAGGAUGAGCUGCACCAAAGGUCUUAAGGCUUUGGAACUACUGGACCACCUAAUCCCCUCCAUCCAUCCUGCUCAUGCCUCA
Molecule: messenger RNA, 1308 nt
Organism: Lagopus muta (rock ptarmigan)
Lineage: Eukaryota; Metazoa; Chordata; Aves; Galliformes; Phasianidae
Exons: 3
Coding region: 279-1253 (324 amino acids)
Source: RefSeq, a predicted model, not a curated record